AUGGCAACAUGGUUAAGAAUAUCCCCAARCAUCACCUUACUCACCUUGGCACCAUUUGCCCUGUUAUAUCUGGUAUGCUAUUACUUUAUCUCCAAAGAAAUCACCAAAGACGAGCCAAAGUCAGUGACUAAAGACRAWGUGGCCUAYWCCAUAGURGACACUUCUGACAACGAAGACGACGACGAUUCAAAACAUGGAAACGCCGAGAGGUUUUCCCGGAACAACAUCCUUUCUUUUAAAGACAAACUUAAAGCURUCAAGAAAAUGGCAGUUUUAUUGGGAAUUCCAUUAUUCAURAUAUMUAUGGCAGAGUUCACGUUGUACGAGUCCAUCAUUACAACCAUUGCUUAUCCCAACUCACCUUUCCCACCACGUGAUCAUUACCAGUACUACUCGCUCGCGCUGAUGAUAGGAGAGGUCCUGGGGCGGUCCCAUCGGAGCAUYCUACAAAUGGUCAAACCUGAUUGGCUCUUCVCUCCAARAGCAUUUGUUCUCGGGUUGCUAGCUGCCAUUGAAAGUUUAAUUCURAUUUUCUUGUUCUUCGAAUCUUGGUAUCGYUUUUUGCCGGGCGUUGUGACUGUGAUUMYUCUGUGCUUCUUYGCUGGGUUCAUCAAYGGUGUUGCCUUUAUAAGUGGAAUUGAGCUAGUCCGCGUUUCAACUGAAGAUAACGAGCGUGAGUUUKCAUUUUCCAUAUCGAUUCUCCCAAUGACUUCUGGGAUACUUGUAGGGGCUUUAAUUGGUUUGUAUGUGGAGCCUAACCUGAUGCAACACUGUAUAUUAACGUUAACUGAUUCGGCUUAUUGUUUCACUAGACAUACUAAACUGUCGUUAUAG
Messenger RNA from Exaiptasia diaphana, 834 nucleotides. RefSeq names its product battenin. NCBI's taxonomy places the organism in Eukaryota, Metazoa, Cnidaria, Anthozoa, Actiniaria, Aiptasiidae. The record is from RefSeq and is a predicted model, not a curated record. Bases 1 to 834 code for a protein of 277 amino acids. Gene Ontology annotation, biological process: regulation of intracellular pH. Gene Ontology annotation, cellular component: vacuole; membrane. The transcript has a single exon.